GUUACUGUGGACCAUCACGGGCACCGGUCAGACCUCACACGUCCUCUUCUCUUUCUCAGCUACCUUCCCUGUGAAUGAUGCUGCUUUCCGCGCUGUAGUGAAAACAAUCUGAAAAAAAAAAAAAAAGAAGGAUUUAAAAAAAAAAAAAAAAAGACACAACCCGAGACUUUGAGUUUAUUCUAGGCCUUACAGAGUGGAAACUGGGCCGGUUCUCACUCCAGAGCACGGACCUGACCGCAUGACAAACAAGUGCAUGGGAGUAGCCUGCAGGGCCCGGCUCUAGAUCACGACCAGUCCCUCCGUUACCUCUCCGCUCCUCUGCCGCCGCCCGGGGAUGUGCGUUAAGGCGUUACGCACGGAGAAGGGGCGAGUGCUAUCUUGAUCUUGCCUUACAUCAGGACGGGAAAUUUUCACCUCGGGAAGGAAGGAUGAGCAGCAAGGAGCUGACGGUGGGCCAGUCCAGUCAGUAUGUGGGGCCUUACCGGCUGGAGAAGACGCUCGGGAAGGGACAGACAGGACUUGUGAAGCUGGGCGUCCACUGUAUCACAGGGCAGAAGGUGGCCAUAAAGAUUGUCAACAGAGAGAAACUCUCCGAAUCAGUUCUAAUGAAGGUGGAGAGAGAAAUAGCUAUUCUUAAACUAAUAGAGCACCCUCACGUUCUGAAGCUGCAUGACGUCUAUGAGAAUAACAAAUACCUUUACCUGGUAUUGGAGCACGUGUCUGGCGGAGAGCUAUUUGACUACCUGGUGAAGAAGGGCAGGCUGACUCCCAAAGAGGCCAGGAAGUUCUUCAGGCAGAUCAUAUCUGCUCUUGACUUCUGCCACAGCCACUCCAUAUGUCACAGAGACCUGAAGCCAGAGAAUCUUCUCCUGGAUGAGAAGAAUAACAUCAGGAUAGCAGACUUUGGCAUGGCUUCGCUACAAGUUGGGGACAGCCUCUUGGAAACUAGUUGUGGAUCCCCUCACUAUGCUUGCCCAGAGGUCAUAAGGGGGGAGAAGUACGAUGGUCGCAGGGCAGAUGUCUGGAGUUGUGGAGUUAUCCUCUUCGCUCUACUUGUGGGUGCCUUGCCCUUUGACCAUGAUAACCUGCGGCAGCUUCUAGAAAAAGUGAAGAGCGGGGUUUUCCACAUGCCCCACUUUAUACCUCCUGACUGCCAAGCGUUGCUUAAAGGAAUGAUAGAAGUCAACGCUGACAAGAGACUCACGCUAGAAGCAAUACAGAAACACGCCUGGUACCAGAGUGGUCGUAACGAGCCUUGCCCUGAGCAGCCACCCCCCCGCCGUGUGUGUGUGAAGAGGAUCCUGUCCUUAACAGACCUGGACCCGGAUGUCCUGGAGAGCAUGUACUCCUUAGGAUGCUUCAGGGACCGGGUCAAGCUCACACAGGACCUUACAAGUGAGGAGGAGAACCAAGAGAAGAUGAUUUACUACCUCCUGUUGGACAGGAAGGAGCGAUACCCCAGCUGUGAAGAUGAGGAUCUGCCACCCAGAAAUGACAUCGACCCACCCAGGAAGCGCGUGGACUCGCCCAUGCUGACGCGUCAUGGCCGCUGUCGUCCGGAGAGGAAGAGCCUGGAGGUCCUCAGUGUCACAGAACAGGGGUCUCCCACCCCACCUCGCAGGGCCCUGGACACUAACGCACACAGCCAGAGGUCUCGUUCAGUCAGUGGGGCGUCCACAGGUCUGUCCUCCAGUCCUCUCAGCAGUCCCAGGAGCCCGGUCUUCACUUUCAGCCAAUCAGAAGUCACUUCCACCUCUGCUUCAUCCUCCAAAGACCCAAAACCAGGAAGUGCCACCAACUCUCGUCCUACCCGCCCAGCGCCUGACCCAAAAACCCAAACACUGCCCUCAAAGGGCCCCACUGACCGGCCCCAGCUCCACUCCAUGAAGUCCCUCCCACUCCAGACUCCACGCUCCCCUUCUCCGUCCCCCUCCCCACUCCUGUCCCCCAUUCCACGCUUCUUCAACUUCCCUUCACCAUCUGUGUUCAAGUCCAAAAAUGUCCACUCGUCCUCUAACUCCUCUGCCACCCCUCCUCCUGUGUCACAGGUCACGCCACAGGGCUCGCCGCUGCCCACCCCGCUGGGCACACCUGUGCACCAAAUCCAACACCCUUCCUCCACCACCCCUCCCUCUUCUUCCUCCUCAUCUUCUUCUUCCAGAGCUGACGGAGCCGGCGGGGCCUCGCUAUCGCUGACCCCGCCCUCCAGUCCGGGAGGCAGUGGCGGUCUGGCUGCCUCAAGCUCCGCCCACUGGAGAACAAGGCUCAACUCAUUCAAAAACAACCUUCUGGGCUCGCCGCGCUUCCAUCGGCGCAAACUGCAAGUCCCUACAUCAGAGGACAUGUCCAGUUUGACUCCAGAGUCAAGUCCAGAACUUGCUAAGAGGUCCUGGUUCGGAAACUUCAUCAGCCUGGAGAAAGAGGAGCAGAUCUUUGUUAUGAUUCGAGACAAGCCGCUAAGCUCUAUCAAGGCCGACAUCGUCCAUGCCUUUCUCUCUAUCCCAUCACUCAGCCACAGUGUGGUGUCUCAGAACAGUUUCCGGGCAGAGUACAAGUCCUCCGGCGGCCCCUCUGUCUUCCAGAAGCCUGUCAAGUUCCAAGUGGACAUUGCUUUCAGUGAAGGAGACAGGGAGCGAGAGAGGGAGCGAGCAGAGAGGGAAGGAAGAAGAGAGAUGGGCAUCUACAGUGUCACCUUCACUCUCAUAACAGGUCCCAGUCGCAGAUUCAAAAGAGUGGUGGAAACGAUUCAGGCUCAGCUCCUGAGUACUCAUGAUCAGCCUUCCGUGCAGGCACUGGCUGGCCCCUCAGAUGAGAAGAACGGUCAGCUUUCCCGACAGCCAAGCACGCCUUCGCGUCAGAAUUCCCGGCGUUCCGAAAGCGGAUCGGAGCGGGAGCGGGGAGAGAAGGAGCGUGCGGCAGAUGGAGGGAGCAGUAGUGGCAGCAGCAGCGGGACCGUCUUACAGAGGCGCGGGUCAGGGAAAGACAAGACCAGACUCCUCUCGUCGUCCAACGGGACGCAGUCUCAUCCCUGAAAAAGAAUGUUGUGGAAGAGAGGCGAGGGUACUUCCGCCUGGCCUUUUUCUCUUCCUUCCCUCUGUCCUUCCCACAUUCUGUUCCAUUUCCUUACUUCCUGCCUUGCUUCCUACCAUUACUCCAAAGCAAUGGAAUAUCUGAGGGGAAGUAUUCCAUUGAAGCUGAUCUUGGGAUAUGACAGAGAACUCCCCACAGAGGCUGGUUUCAGCAGAAAUGUAUACUGGAGGAGGAGGCAGGUUGAGCUGAUCUCUAGACAGCCUUCAAGGGCAGCUUCACCCCAGAGGGACGAAGUCAAAGACAGGUUGUCCAAAAUGUCCCACCUUACCAGAGAAAUACAGGAAAAGUUCACAGACAGGGAAACACACAGUCCACCUGCUCCGAUGAAUCAAGAAAGCACAUACCCUUCCCAACAACCAAUCACAUACAAGUUUCAAAUCUGACGGGAAAUCUCCCAUCAGUCAGCCAAAAUGGAAGACACUAGCCACCAACAGAGCCCCUUCAGUCAUUCUCUUUUAUCAUUUUCUGACCAGCCAGAUGUCACCUGGAUCGCCGACUCUCUUCAACACCACCUGAUGAAAUAUGAAGAGCCACAUGACAGAAGGCAUGCUCUCCUCUCCUCCCUUCACUUCAAAAAGAAGAAAAAAUGUGUAAUGACAAAAUGAGGUUGUCUUUUGAAAAAACAGUAAGAAUUACAGGAGGAGUCUAGAUUUGAUUGUUAAAGUGGAUAUCAUUUCUGAAUAAUUUGCAAACUUAAUGCUGUAUUUUACCAACCAAGCCGUCUUGAGAGCAGAGGGAAAAACACAACGAGAAUGGUGGAGAAUAGAUCUGACAUGGUCUACGUAAUAUAGCCCCAGGUGAACAUGAAAACAUGACAGACGAGACACAACUUUUCCUCAAGUGUAUGAGCAGCAUCAAGUCCCACAAUUAUUUCUGAACUACACUGAUGAAGCUAUGAUACCGUAAUUGCCUUUAACGGAGGAGAAAAAGUGGAAAGCAAAUUACAUUUAGCCACAUUUUGAGAGCACCAGUCACAACACAGGUAGAAUGUCUCACAAGUGUAAACUCCCACCAGAAGAGAGGGGGAUGGAUAGAGACAAAACAAAGGAUAGCUAGCAGCAGGUAUCUAUUUGGUAGCAAAGGAAGGGCAAAAGAAAAACUAGUAGCCAAAAACAUAAACUCACUUUAACAUGACAAUGAAAGUCAGUUGUGUUAAAUAUAAUGUAGUCUAUUUCAGUACAACAUAUACCAUAUGUUCCUUUAAAGUUAUUGUUUGCUGUGGUUUUUGCUCUUUUACAUAAUGGCUGUGAAUCAACCCCUUCCGAGCGUUGCCCCACUGCGAAAGAAAGUGGGCGAAAGCUGCAGUCGGUGCGAGUGUUUAGCUGAAGCCAAUCCAAGGCCUCAGCAGUCUGAGUGAGCCUAGCAUGACACACAGGAUGUAGACUUGGUGGUGUUAGUGGGCCAGUGGACGCCUAGUUCAGGUGCCAUUUCCCCCCUACUUCCGCUAUCGCUACCGCUAUGUUACGUGCUAAAAAUGGCCCUAACACUAACCCAGUUCCUAAUGGUACAAACUAAACAAGCUAGCAGCUCUCACCUUUUGACUUGCAGGAAUGUAGCCAUUUUAAUGACAGGAGUCACCUGUACAUACAUACACACAUACAUAUAUUUACGGCUGAUUUUUAUGGUCAGUUGACCAGAGAGGCACCAGAUAGAUAAUAAUGUGCCUGCUUUAGUCUGCCAUUUUGUCUAAAAUUCCUGAUUCCUUCGUACUUGUUUUUAAAGUAUCACACGUUUUCUUAUUUGCUUGUAAGUCCGUCUGUUUACAGCUGUAUUCAGACCAAAGCUGUGAAUGCGACAAUACGCUGCAGCAGCGUGAUGGUGUCACUCCAUGGCCCGUCUGUGUGACAUGGUGUGAACUUGAACCACCCCCCUCGGAUCAGAUUGCUGAAAGCAGAAGCUGCUAUUUUGUUAUGCUACUAGCAUUCUGGUCCCACUUGUGAUCGUUUGUCCACAUGGAAGGAUUCAAAAUAAAACUAAACAACCAGGGUGUGAAGCAUAUCCUUAUAUCUUGUUUUAAACCAAGGCAGCAGACCAAACCUAUAGAUCACAAGUGCUACACAGAAAAUUGCCUGUAGCAUUUAGCCAUGCUAAAUAGCAUGCCUGAUACUGACCCGUUCUACUCUACUUCUGAUCACUAGUCAUGCCAGAGUAGGUUAAGCGUGCCAGUCCUACAGUGAUCUUUGGCAUCCACAGAUAGAAAAAACAUAACAUUUUAAACUAGUGCAUCAUGCUAAACUGACGGAAUACACAUGAUACAUUACACUAUAUGUAUAUCACUGUGGAUUCAGUCCUUCACGCCGCUGAUCUGAUCGGUCUGAAAAUGCAUAACCUUCAUUAAAAUGAAUGGAAGACCCAAGUUUUUGCUGCCGGAUUUGGUCUGAAGACAGCCUCAUGAUUGUCUACAUAUGAUUGCAAGGACAAAGAUGGGGCCUACCGAAUGAGUCAGACUGCUAAGUCAUUAGCUUCAGCUAAACUUCGAGCAUGCAUUUUGGUGGUUUUGUAUUUUGUCAUCUCUCUUUCAUUAGAGCCACUUGACUUUAGGCAGGGAUCACUUCACGGUCAGUGUGGACAGGAGGAAUGAUAACAGUGACCAGUAACUCCUCUAAUGUAGGUCUACACGAGGGCAUGUCAGUUUUGUUUAAAGGAUAAAAGUCCAACUCUAUCCUCACUGAGAAGAGGAUUAAAUCCCACGAUUUGACAGUAGCUGGAGAUGAGUGAUGAUGGAAAUGUGAAACUAAAAUGAAGAGGCUGCACAGGACAACCAAGUGUUUAAGCUUUUUAGACCCACAAUUACGCAAUUGAAACCCUUCCUAUGUUCCUUUGACAACAGAUGCAUAAUGAUGCAGGGUGACUCAGAGCCCCAACAAAAGCCUCAGUUCUUUCUGCCUGUCUGAAGGAGAAAUGGAGGGAAAGAAAGGCGGGUGGACACGAACAAAUAAUGUACUUUACAAAAGAAUGAAAACUAAAGAGCAGGAAGAGAAAGGACUCAGGUGUGUCUGUUGUCAUAAAAAUGCACACGUACUGCCUGGAGGGGGGAAAGGAAAACUGAAGCCACACAUAAAGAAUGAGUCAUUCCUUUAUUGUUCUGUUCAUUUUUUCUGCUCUUUUUUUCUGCUCUUUUUUUUAAUGUUUACAUGUUUGACACCAACAAAUUAGAAGGCGGCGCUAACCAUGUGAAUGUCAAAAACUUUUCUGAAAUGAUCGCAAGAGUGGUGACAUGUUUUUGCUCCAUAAUGUUUAUUGAAAAUGUAUUUAUUUAUUAAUCUAUUUAUUCAUUUAUUUAUUCAUGUAUUUAUUUGCCAUGUAUUUGUUUGAAGUGUGAUUUUAUUUAAUGAAAAGCCAGAGAUGGGUGUAGACAGGGAGAUGUUACUUUCAAGAUGUCUGACACUGCAGCUCAAACCAGCUUUCCCUGACAGAAAAACAACUCCUCCCCUUUUUCUUGCACAGUAAGAAAAUUGAUGCUGCAAAAAUACCUCCCAUCAUUAUAUUGUGUUUGUAGCUGCUGGAAUCUCUCACAAUUGGUGUGUUUGACACUGAAAACACACACACACACACACACACACACACACACACACACACACACACACACACACACACACACUCACAGACACACAGGCCUUUUAAAUAAGAAGUCUUUACUAAUUAAUGAUUAAUGAUGUGUGCUACUAUCUCUCUGGUUUUGGUGAUCCCUUCACUUGAAAGUCUUGAACAAAUUCAGAAUUUGCCCAAGACUUUGGUUUACAAAGAAUACCGGCAUGAAUGACAUCUCCACUAGCCUCAGCUACACUUUUAUGGUUUGGAGCUAACUAGCACAUGUUAGCAUGCUUACAGGUUAAACUAAGAAGGUGAAGAUGGCAAACACACUUGUUAAAUGUCAGCAUGUUUAAAUUGGCUCCGAGUGCUGAAUAAUUCAUUAACCGUUAGAACACAAAGAUUUUUUUCCUUAUCAUAUUCAUUCCCUUUGAAAUCACUCGUGUGUUUAUUCGUGCAAACCAUCACUCUGAAACGUUCCAAAUUGACUUCCUCUUGGUCUCUUCUCACACUGAGCACUGAACAAGAAUGGAAAGAAACAACAUUUGUUUGCAUUUUUAUCUGCCAUUUUCUGUACUAUUAUUAGUCUCUUACAAGUUCCUUGAAAUGUGGUCAGCAAUCUAGAAUUUUUUUCACAAGAAUAGCAUCCAAGUGCAAACUGAACCUUUUCAUAAUAUCCUCUGUGACAAAUCACAAGGGGGGAUUUCGUCAUUGUCUCAGAAUAGUUAGAUGAAGCUUUAGGGAAACUGUUUGCCAGUUCUUCUUGACAGUGGACUCGUAAGCGGUGCUGCAAUCUAAAUGGAGAUACGCAAGAAAGAUUAUUAGUCUGUUUUCCCCUUCUCGUCAGUGACCAGGCCGUCUUUUCUCAUCACUGCUGCUCAAAGUGGGCCCCCAAAGUGGAAUGAGGGCUAGAGGGGCUUUCAGUUACACACUCACAAACACGAAAGAGAGCGUUACGUCAUAGUCCUUUAUUUUUUUUUUAAACACACGGUUAGAGUCAAGUUCACCUUGCAUUCAUUUCUAGGAAGAAAGAAGCAAGUUAAAGGGUAGAAAUCGGAAGAGCUAAGACAGGAAGGAAGGCUGCUCCAGAUUGUGCUGCACUCUGAGCAAACUCUGCAUCAAAAUCUAUUCAAACACACAACGGGACCCUCGGCACAUUAGCCGCUGAGAGGCUUCCCGCGCUCGCAAAACUACCCUAUUGAAAGUAAUCUCACCCCUCCCUCCGUCCCUCCCUCAUUCCUCCUUCAUCACCCCCCCCAUCCCAUUCACCCAUCCACUUUACAUUUUCUACUCCCCCCAUUCAUCCUCUUUGUAUCUCUUGAAACCUGCUCCACGCCCGUCCUUGCCCAAACUGCACAUAUGUCCCCCCUUAUAUAAUCACCCCCUUCCUCCCCUGCCCUUGUAUACAUUUUACACACUGUAUACUUCAAUGCAGAUGCUGUAUACAUUUGUAUACACUGUAUGCCUUUCUCUGUCUCCAUUGUAUGCAAUCCAUAUCUAUGUAGCAUUCACUAUCUUUUAUCGACACUGUAGUCACCGUACAACUCUUCCGCUCAUCAUUAUUGCUCAUUCUUCUUCCGCAGUAAGAACUGUACGACUAUAAUCUCUCGUCUCACUCCCAUAUUCACCUCCAUUCCCACCCUACUCUGCCACGCCACACCCAUGAUCGCCUCCCCUCCCCUCCCACAUCUUGUAGAACCUCCAGUCCCUGCAGUAGAAAAAGUUAUUAUUUUUUUUUCACUCUGGAGGAAUUUGUGAAGUCAGAGAAAAACUUGAGAGGAAGAGGUGUGUGGGGGAGGGUGGGUCGAGAAAACUUCUAAUUCAUGAUGAUGAUGAUAAUGAUGAUGACAACGAUGAAGAGAAAUGUCUGUAGUAUAAUAACAUAAAAAUGAAAAGUGCACUAUUAUGACAAUGAUUAUUAUUGCCUGUGAAAAAUACUGACCAAUAAACAACAAUGGAAAUA
Molecule: messenger RNA, 8584 nt
Organism: Acanthopagrus latus (yellowfin seabream)
Lineage: Eukaryota; Metazoa; Chordata; Actinopteri; Spariformes; Sparidae
Product: serine/threonine-protein kinase BRSK2
Exons: 20
Coding region: 429-3032 (867 amino acids)
Biological process (GO): intracellular signal transduction; protein phosphorylation; microtubule cytoskeleton organization
Cellular component (GO): cytoplasm
Molecular function (GO): ATP binding; tau-protein kinase activity; protein serine/threonine kinase activity
Source: RefSeq, a predicted model, not a curated record